AUGGCGACUGUGUGCCGCGUUGUGUGUGUGUUGACCGCAGCGCUGUGCUGUGUUUCAUUCUGCGUGACGGCUGAUGCUGCUGCCGAUAAGGCUGCGGUGGAGGCAAGGGGGGCUGUGUUGUCCACUGCCGCGACGAACACGCAACAAGUGUUGAAGGAAGCCGGGCAGGCUUCUGCUCAAUAUGACGCCGCUGCUGCUGAAUCUAUGGCUGUAGAGGGGAGUGCCGAAAAGGCAAAUCUACACGUCCAAAAUGUGGUGACUCUGACAGCGAGUGCAUUGAGUGAAGCUGGCAAAGCGUUCGAAGAGAUUUCAAAGUUUCCUGAUGUGACAUCUGGUAGCGUUAAGAAAACGUCGUUGAGUGCAUGUAAUCUCCCGACUGCUUCCAAGAGCGCGCAAACUGUGGCGGAUAAAGCCAACAGGGCUGCGGAUAAUGCUUCGACUGCUGAGGUGCUACUCAGGGGGGCCGAGGAAAAUGCGAAGAAAGCACUGGAAAAGACAAAGAAAGCACAGAAACUGUCUGAGGCAGCAGUGCAGAGCGCCGAGGAUGCGGCGGAGAGUGUAAAGGGGGCGAAUGGAAUGCCUGAUGGCAUCGUGCAGAAACUCUCCGAGGUCGCUGAGAAGGCUAGGGAGGCAAAAAUGAACGCUGCGAAUAUUGCUUCGACUGCUUCCGCGGCGGUGAAUAAGAUUGAGCAGGCACUGACGAACAUCUUGGCUGCGAAGACAAACACGGAUUUGGCGGCUACGAGUGCUACGCACGCAAAAGAUAAUGUUAUGGAGGCAGACACGAAAUUAAAGCCCGUUGAGGCCGAGAGUGAAGUGACAGCUGUAAGUAAAGAUGUAAAGGAUUUUGUUGGAAAGGCAAAAACAAGUGCCGCAGAAGCAAAGACGAAAGCCAAGGAGGCGGAGACGAGUGCUCAAAGUGCCGCGAAGAGUAUUGGUGCUGCAUUAAAGGAUACUAAACAGGCUGCUGAGCUUGCAGAAAAAGCAUUGGGCUCCACUAAAGAAGCAAUGGAUUUGGCGAAAGACGCCAAAAGAGCUAUUGAUGCAUCGCUCCAAAAAGCAAGGGAAGAGUUGAAGGUAUUGACUGAAAAAGCGAAAGAGACUCCAACGGGGGCCUCGGGUUCGCAUCACGCAUCUGGGCCACACUCUGUGAAUGAAAAGAAGAUGCCUUCAUCUGUUGUGCCGCCCACCAGGGCCACUGCGGCUCCUCCCCACACACAGAGCGGUGCGGAUAAAAAGCCUGAGGCUGCUGUUGCUGUUGCUGAGCCACACCCAAUGGGAGAGAGCGCUGCAAAGUCACCCGACGCGAAUGCGUCGCCCGCAGUCGAUAAGUCUGACACUGUAGGCGAAGCAGAGGUUGCGGCUGAAGCAAGCAAUGCAGCCACGGACACUCAUAACAAUCGUGUCGAAGAGCGUUCACCAGCAGAAGAGGAGACAACUACUGCGUUGCUAACUGUUAACAAAAGCGAUGGGCCCGCAGGCAAAUAUGACAUUGGAAUGACGGACGACAGCAGCACCAAUCCUGCGUGGGUGCGUGCGCCGCUGGCGUUCCUUCUUCUUGUGAUGGGGGCGCUGGCCUGUCCGGUUGCGUGCUGA
Messenger RNA from Trypanosoma grayi, 1596 nucleotides. RefSeq lists its product as hypothetical. Lineage: Eukaryota; Euglenozoa; Kinetoplastea; Trypanosomatida; Trypanosomatidae. Bases 1 to 1596 code for a protein of 531 amino acids. The transcript has a single exon. The record is from RefSeq and is a predicted model, not a curated record.